UUUGAAAGAGCCGUUUGGAGUCUGUUGAUAUGGAGCAAAUCAAACAAAAGUGCUUCGCGUUGUCCGCGUAAAGCACUUUAAUAACUUGGAUGUUAUUGUGUUAUCUGGUCAAAUUCAGCUGGGCGUAGCUCAUUAUUCUCUAGAGUAUCAGUCAGUUAAAUGGAUGUGUUAUGAAGUAUGGCGCUGUUUGCUGUGAUAUUUUCCCUGAACACACAGCGUGUUUGAUCUGAGGAGUUUCGAGCUGAACUGCACAAACAUGAAUAAAGUGAGUCGACUGAAGCUCAGUCCGAAUGAAGAGACGCAGCUGCUGAGAGAAGAGCUGGACAGGAGGAGGAAACUCCGAUUACAGCAGGUGCGUGAGCAGGAGCGGUAUAUCGCGCAGCAGGUGCGCAGGGAGGUGCAGGAGAGGAGAAUGAGAGAGCUGCAGAUGCUCGCUGACGUGCUACAGCAGGAGUGGCAGACGCAGCAGAUGGAGAAACUCCAGACGCUGGAGAAACAUUAUGAGAACAGCCUGAGAUCUGUCGGCCACGCACACCGCAGCGCUCAAGAGAAUGAGCCUGAUUUAGAGGCUGUGGCUCAGAAGAAUGUGGAACAGCAGGAGCGUGCAGCAGAGAGACAUCGAGAGGCACUCAAAGAGCUCACGGCACGCAGACAUGAGCAAGAGCAGCAGCGUUGUCGGCACAUUGAAGCUCGGAGGAAAGCUCUUGUGCAGGAGAAGAAGAGAGCUGCAAAAGUGGCCAGUCUGCCGCCGCCGCCUCCAAACCCCGUGGAGAGCAUUGUGAAGAAGACCCCUCAUCCACUGAAGACGGCAGCGGCAGAACGCUUCUCUGUCACACGCUAUCACAUGACAGAAAUAGCAGUGGACACAGAGACCGACACUGAACAGCAUGUGGAUGCACAUCAAGCAGCGGAGGUGGAGGGGCAGCGUUUGGAAGAGCUGCGGCGAGAAGAAGCUCGAGAUCGGCAAGAGAAACUGGAGAAAGCACGACUGAGAGGAAACCACGCGCUCAGGAAAGAACAGAACACGCAGGAUCGUGCGCGGCUGCUGUGUGAAUUGGAGCGUCUGCAGCAGGCUGAUUUACUACGGCGCAGGCAGGCGGUGAACAGCAUCCCAGCGCAGAUCUACCAGCCUCUCUUCAGACAGCAGGAGCUCAGAGACGAGCAGCAGCGAGAUUUAGAGAUCGCCUUCCAGGACAUGUACACUGAAGAGAGGAAGGUCAAAGGUGACUUGGUUCUUCAGCUGGUACCAGAGCCUCUUCCCUCUGCUGCUAGUUGUGAUGCGGACCUGGAUGUGACCCUUGACCCUGAAUGUACACCUGCAGCUGAGACAGGGGACACUCCUGAUACCCCAGAGACUGAAACACCAGAAUCUUCUGUAGGAGAUCCAGGUAGACAUGCUCUGAGAAGACUGCUUGACCGCAUCAGGAGCCAAAGAGAUGCUGCCAGUCAGCGGCAGAGAACUGCUACAACAACGACAUCUGAAGAAGACGCUGUCCCAGAUGUUUUGAGUAUUGAAACAGGAUCUUUAAGCAGCCAGGAACACGAGCGAGCAGGUGAAGUAGACGAGCGGACGCCCAGCGUAACGCACGCUGACAAAGGUCCUGAGGUUAGCGAUGAACCCAUAGUGGCAGGAACGGUGCUGCUGCCAGUGGAACAAGCUCAUGUAAAGCCCACAUCUUCUGAGACCAAGACAGACAUGAGCCAACAAACACAUGAGGUGUCGCUCUUAAGACAGCAGCAGGAGCAGCUCGCUCUACUGGAGGAGCUGGAGGAGAAACGGCGUGAUCUGGAGCUGCGCUUGAGAGACACUCAACUGCAGAGACAAACGCUGGAGGAAGCCGCACAGAGACAUUCUGGGCUUCAAGAGGUUGGAGCUCUUCCUGAGCCCACUCCAGAGGUUACGCCCGAUGACCUGCGCACCCAGAGACUCCAUCAGUACCAGCAGCGGCUCUUGGAGCAGAACAGGCGUCAUAAGAAGUGUGUUGAGGAUGCUCGUCGGCGACUGGAGGAAUAUCAACAUACUCUGAAAUUACGAUAUGCCAUAAGAAGCGCAACAGUUCCACAAAUACUACAACCCUCAUCUGUUGCCUUAGAGACUGUUUGCCCUUUACACCUUGCUAAAGACACAACACCACCUGAUCACCGGUCAGGCCUCGCUCCCACAAGAGACACUAGCUCAACUCCUCCUGUAACUCAGUCACAGCUGCCUUUUGUUAGCCUACCAGAACCCAAUGGAUCUGAUUUGACUCGCCCCUCAGUCUUGUCUGAUGGCUCACCGUGUGAUACUCGUGUGUUCAGUGCUUCUGAGCCGGGUCAGAUUCCUCUGCCUUCCCCUGCUGUGGUUCUGGAACUUCUGCGCAGCCGGCAGCAUCAGGCGCCACGUGUAGUCGUGCAGUCUGCUGACACCAGCAGGUCCAUGUCGGUGCCAUCCUCUGAUCCGACUGGCUCAGUCCUGGCGGUGACCGAAAGAGAACAAAUGUCCAGGCAGGCAGACAGACAAGAGCUGGUGAGACAGCACAUGAGGAGACAGAGAGACACCCUACAGGCACUGCUCAGAACAGGACAUGUCCAGGAUCCAGUGUCGAGCACUAGUGGUGUUCAGUCAGAUCAGUUGACUCUGAACACUUUGCUGAAAGCCAUUGAGGAGUCUGACGGUCACACCAAACCCCCCAUCACACCCCACCAGAGCAAUGAUACCACGACCACCUCUCUGCCUAACACAAAUGGCAGUGUAUAUGACCAGGCCCUAGUGCAUCGUGGGAGAGUGAAGCCGCCAGUGUCUCGUCCACCCACUCGUCUGGCGUUUCUACGGCAGAUGGAACAGCAUGAACUCAGUGCUAUACAGGAAGUGGACACUCCUAUCAACAUCAGCCUGGAUGCAGAUGUGAGUGACUCCAGCAGUGUGUCACUGCCUGCUGUCAGCUCUGAAGCCAGUCACAGUGUGAGUGAAAGGUCAGAGGUCAUGGGCAGGGUCAGCAGAAUGUCCUGGAGAGAAGCACUGCUGCUCCAUUCUGCAGACACACAAAGUCUUUCCAGCAUAAACCACCAGCAAGAGCGGUUUGGCAUGGGUUUGCCGUCUGACCCAUCAGUUGAUCCAGACUAUUUGUCCUCUACAACCAUCUCAACAGGAAGCUACUCAACAAGUGAACACGAGCCCAAUCACACUGUUACAGAUGUCUCUCUGAUCUGUAUGGAGCCUGUUAGUGGAAUAGAGAGCUCUGUGUGCAGCCCAUCACCCAAAUCCACUUCCUGUCAUGUGACUGGUAACACGUCACAGGAAAUGAGGGAUUCGGUCCAGCAGAUCAUUGAUAAAUACACUAGAGAUCUGGAUGUUUCUCUCAGAACUGUAGGAAGGCACUCAGGUGCGGCGGGCAGCACGAGUUCUGGGUCUCCAUCCUGGUCCAGUGUCCUUCAACAGGGUGUAGAAGUAAAUCAGUCUUCACUGCAUCAUGGAGACGCAGCUGAGCACAGAAGCUCACUGAACUCUGCUGUAGAUGUGUCCAGCACAGAGCACUCAGGUGACUUCCUGCCUUUACAGCCCCUUCCAGACAUUGACUCAUCCUCCUCUUCUUCCUCUAGAAAUUUAGUGAGAAAUGAUCCAAGUAGCAGAACACAGGGGUGGAAUGAGGCAGUAAACCGGAUUAUGGAGCGCCUCUCAGAUCAGUUAUCCAUCAGACGGUCCUAUCAAGUCCAAGUGUCCACACGGAACCAGCUGACUGUGGAACCAUCUAGUGCAUCGUCCUCAAUGUGUAGCAACCAGGAGCAAGCCUCCAAUUUUAGCCACCUGAUUGGUUGCCUCACAAACGAAUCAUCACAGUCCUCUUCGAUUUUGAGUGUGAGGCAGAAUUCGAUUGGCCCUCAGAGCAGUGUCAGUCAAAUCUCAAAUAAUUCAGCCUCCCCACAUCCCAAUAACAGCAACGAAUCAAAUUCAAGUGUCGCAGUCCACGUUUUGAGCCAGUUGAUUGGCAUAGCUUCAAAUAUUGAUUCAUCUCAGGUACUUGAUGAAAGUAGCGCACUCGCUGAUGAACUGGAGGAAACUACUCUGCAGAUUCAUAACACGGAAGUUAGCACCAUCUCUAGUGUAGGUGGUGGAGGCCCAAAUCUGAACUUAAGUCCAGAGGGGGCUUAUGAGAUGGUGCCAUCAGAAACGAUAUCACCUGCCCUACAGCACCCAGAAGGGGACAGGAAUGCUUUUAGUGAGGCCCCACAUGGUGAUGCCUCAGAUUUGUUUCUUCCUCUGCCCACUGAGGUCACUCAUAAUGAAACUAUGGAGUGUUCAGUGGGUGUUCACAUGCCUCUACAAGCAGAAAUGUGUGGCACAAAUAUGAGUGUCUGUGCCCCUGAUGCCUUUGCUUCUGAUUGGCUGGAACCCUCAGACCCUUCUUUGACAUCAUUCGGUCUAGACGCAUCUUUCCAGCAUCUCCGAGCGGAAACACUGAUGGAGUCUCAACCAGACCUGCACAUAUCAAUGGAGCAGCUCUCUCUGACCCAUGAGUCCCUCUGUCAGUCAGACAUUGUGGCUCCUCCCACUGCUAUGGACUUCAGCUGCAUGCCACAGGAAGAAAGCCCUACACUCAAACCCCAGUCACCCUCAAAGGAAGUGAGCUCAGAACCAGACUCGGUCAGCACUGAGACACCAGUGCACCAGUCAGCUGUUGAAGAAAACACACUGGCCAGGCUUUGGGAAAGAGUGCAGCAGGAUGGUGAUGUAAAGGGCAUUCUAGAGGAGUCUACAAUCUCAUUUAUCAGUUUACCAGAGUCAACACUACAAGAUCCUGACAUCACUAUCACAGAGGAGUGUGCAGACAGACAGACUGAAGAAAAUAGGCCAAUAAAAGAACUGGAAGGAGAAUCUGAUUACAGUGUGGGCAAAGUGUCGACCGCUACAGUGGAGGGCAACAAUCAGUCAAAGGACCCAGAACUGCCAUGUCCUCAUGCAGUGAUGCAGCUGGAGUUUCAGUCUCCAACCGCUCAACUGCAGGAGGCGUUACUGCGGCGACAACAUCAUCUUGCUCAGAGGUCAGCGCGCAGGGCUGCAGAGGUCAAAGCUAAAAGAGCAGAGUCCGGAAAAAUCACAAGGGUCGUGCAGAAUGUGUCCAAACCCACUUUGACAGGAUGUGCCGUCCAGAAAUCAGAAACGGUUUGUAGAUUGAAGAGUGUUGUUGAGGUCAAGAUUUGCACACCUGAGCAGAGACGAUUGGAUGAGACAGAGAUGUACCAGCGCACAGAGAGGUUGUACAAUCAGUUAGAGGAAGUCAAACAGCGGAAGGAGUUUUACGGUCGUCAGGAGGCGUACGCAAAAAACCGAGAGAAAGCCAAAGACUUCCAGAGGAAAACACUGGAAAAACUGAGGGCCAAGCAAAAAAGAUGAUGUUCUUUCACUCAUAAUUUAAAGUUUUUAAACUGUUUUUAGGAUCAAAUUUAAUUUUACAUUGUCAAGCACUUUUAUUUGUAUUUUUGUGUAUUAUUUUAAGUAAAGUUUUAUUUUCAUGAAUAGUGUCUGUGUCAGAAAUUGUAUUGUAGAGCUUAAUAAUGUAUGAACUAAACUUUUCUUUAAAACAAUAACCAGUAGAUAGUUAUUUGGUUAUGGCAGUACAGCUAUUGUCACAAUGUAAAAAACUGCAAAUAUUCUUGGAGUUUACCUGUAGUAGAGCAACACAGCAUUACAUUUCACCUGUAGCAGGUUAUGUUCACACACAUGGUAAUACCCAUAAAGUAGGCCACUUUUUCAAACACAGUUAAGGUUUACAGCUGCCAGAGUUUAUUUGCCCAGUAACUGGUCCUACACAUAAUAAGAUUUCUAAACAAACCAAAACAAAUGUAACACAUUUCAUUUUUGUAACCAUUCCACUGAUUACAGCGAAACUCGUAAAGUGCAGGCCUAUCUUUAACAACACUGUGUCAUCAUAAACUCAGUAAAAAAAGAAAUGUCUCUUUUUCAGGACACUGUAUUUUAAAGAUAAUUUUGUAAAAAUCCAAAUAACUUUACAGAUCUUUAUUGUAAAGGGUUUAAAAUGUUUUCCAUGCUUAUUCAAUGAACCAUAAACAAUUAAUUCACAUGCACCUGUGGAACGGUCGUUAAGACACCAACAACUUACAGAUGGUAGGUAAUUAAGGUCACAGUUAUAAAAACUUAGGACACUAAAGAGACCUUUCUACUGACACUAAAAAACAUUAUACAUUGUGGAUGUUUUAUAGUCUCACUGCUUCAUUUAUGUGUGGUUGUGUUCUGCAUUAUGCCUGAUUUAUUGAUUUUUAUUU
Myxocyprinus asiaticus (Chinese sucker) is the source of this 6261-nucleotide messenger RNA. It is a transcript of the gene cep295, whose product is annotated as centrosomal protein 295. Gene Ontology annotation, biological process: regulation of centriole replication. Gene Ontology annotation, cellular component: centriole; centrosome; cytosol. The transcript is spliced from 31 exons. Bases 257 to 5371 code for a protein of 1704 amino acids. Lineage: Eukaryota; Metazoa; Chordata; Actinopteri; Cypriniformes; Catostomidae. The record is from RefSeq and is a predicted model, not a curated record.